CUCCAGAGAAUCAUCCUUUUGCCUGGGAAGGAGAGAUGGACAACAGUGUCUACAACAAGGUGACACAGAGUCCGCUGGCACAUCCCAACUAUCAGCUCCAUUUUGCUGUGCAGCAACUUCAGCAGCAGAAACUUCAGUCACGACAGCUGUUGGAACAAAGCCAAACCCGGCACCAGGCUCUCUUUGCCAACUACUCACAAUCCAGCACUAGCCAUGUAUCUACGCCAGCUGGCUCUGAUGCCCGCAAGACAUCAAGUGCCACUUCUAGUAUCCAGAAGGCAGCCAGUUUGCACAAAGUGAUGCCAUCCCAGAGUACGCCUUCUCAGCUGGUUCCAAAGCCUCCAGCAAACCACAGGCAGGCAGUGGUCAGAAAGGCUGCAGCCCAGAGGAUUUCCAAGGUGACCUCCACUGAAAGGCAACUGAAUGGAUUCCAGAACAGCCUUCACAGUGCUGCAUCCUGUGAGCCAGGGACAAAUUCCACAGCCUCUGCUCACCGAGAAGGACUAACACUGAACACCAGGUGAGGAAUUCGGGGUGUUGCUUCAAGUAUGGGGCAAAGGAAAAAGCAGCACUGACUUCAUACCACCACACUCCCAUAACACCCAGGAAAGUGCGAAGAGGAGGCUCUGGUGAGAGGACAACCCACCAAGGAGAGUACCUGAACAUCUGUGGAAGCUGGUGAUAUACCUGCAAGCUGAGGUGAAUGAUUGCCUCUGAGACCUGCUGCUGCUGAGUCUGGGGGUGCCUUCCUCCACCCUCUUCCUGAUCGCUAACUGUGAGAUCUUUCUAUAAGACAGAGGUCCUCUAGCUGUCUGUAUUGUUCUUCCUAAGGUACAAGUUUGAACAUAAAGUCUCAUUUGCUCAACCAUUUCAGUCUGUCCUAGUCUGGUAACAGCCAAGACUCUCUGCUGUCAUCACAUGGCAACCAUCAGUAGAGAAAAAUAUUAGAACAUAUGAGUGGAGACAUCUGUGUUGGUUGCCAUCUUGAAUUUUGGCACAGAGCCAUAGAGAUGAUUGGUUUGAAUAAAGUAAUUUCAUUUGUUUGUUUUG
Molecule: messenger RNA, 1050 nt
Organism: Balearica regulorum gibbericeps (East African grey crowned-crane)
Lineage: Eukaryota; Metazoa; Chordata; Aves; Gruiformes; Gruidae
Source: RefSeq, a predicted model, not a curated record